AACAAAUCAGAGUUCUGCUGGGAAAACUCGAAGCAGUAGUUGAACUGUGAACAACCUUCAGAUUUUCCCUCUGAAAUGUCAGCGAUAUAUAAAACAGUAAUAAAAUCAGUUGAUAGAUAUGUACCUGCGAAACUACAGCCAUUAUGGAAUCAUGCUGCUGGUCCGAAAACCGUAUUUUUUUGGGCUCCUGGUUUCAAAUGGGCUCUAGUAAUAGCUGGUAUUGGAGACAUGGCAAGACCUGCUGAAAAACUAAGUCCCUCUCAAUCAACUGCUUUAGCUGCUACAGGAAUAAUUUGGUCAAGAUAUUCUAUGGUGAUUAUACCAAAAAACUGGAGCCUAUUUAGUGUAAAUAUUUUUGUAGCAUUAACCGGACUUUAUCAAUUAUCCAGAAUAUAUAAGUACAGACAAUCAUUACCUAAAGAUGCUGUAACACAAUAAGGCAAGCAUUCUGUGUAUAAAAUGUGCAAUAUUUGUAGAUAAAUACAGCUUUGAAUUAAUUUUUCAAACUAAUAUAUUUGCUCACACUUUACAAUUUUAUCCUCUUGCUGCCAUAUUGUUGCGCUCAUGAUUAUUAGUACUGUACAGAAUUAUAUUGAUUGUUUUUAAUUAUUUUGAUGAAUUUCUACUUUAAUCUUCUACUGUAUUGAAUUUAGAAAAAUAAAUCUAAUGUAGUUUA
Messenger RNA from Uloborus diversus, 676 nucleotides. RefSeq names its product mitochondrial pyruvate carrier 2-like. The transcript is spliced from 5 exons. Lineage: Eukaryota; Metazoa; Arthropoda; Arachnida; Araneae; Uloboridae. Gene Ontology annotation, molecular function: pyruvate transmembrane transporter activity. The coding region runs from base 76 to 438 and encodes 120 amino acids. The record is from RefSeq and is a predicted model, not a curated record. Gene Ontology annotation, cellular component: mitochondrial inner membrane. Gene Ontology annotation, biological process: pyruvate import into mitochondria.